Molecule: messenger RNA, 8241 nt
Organism: Pelmatolapia mariae (spotted tilapia)
Lineage: Eukaryota; Metazoa; Chordata; Actinopteri; Cichliformes; Cichlidae
Product: gastrula zinc finger protein XlCGF57.1-like
Exons: 3
Coding region: 5976-7838 (620 amino acids)
Biological process (GO): regulation of gene expression
Cellular component (GO): nucleus
Source: RefSeq, a predicted model, not a curated record
AUCAAAUUACUUUUAUGGGUACAUCGCAUUACUGGUACAGCAUAUGUGACUGAACACGUGAUCAAGCUGGCGCUAGCCUUUAGCUAGUUAUUUUAGCAUGCUCAUCAGCUGCUUUAGUUGCUGUGUGAUAACACGAGGGGAAUACGACUCCAUACGACAUGUGUACAAAUAGAUCCAAUGAUUUUUCAGAGGUGGUUUAUGUGUUGUCCUUGGUGAUUUAGUCUCAUAUGAAGGCUCAUAGUGGGUGAAAGGUGGAUGGUGUCUACAUGUGAUUGUUCCUCUCUUUGCUCUUUAAAUGCUUUGCUUCUUUUAUUGAUUUUUAUGCUGAUUUUUCCCCCCCUUUUUUUCCGUAUGAGCUUACCUGCGAUAGCUUCUGGACACUUAUAGAUCAUUAGGACUAAAGUGUUUUUAACAGAAACAGCAGCAUUUUUAUAGUUACAUUAUCUUCAGAGCUCCGUGUGUCUCUGGCCUACAUACAGCUGAAGCCUGAUUACAGCGUCUGGGCACCGAACAGCCUCAAUUGCAGAUUAAUUUCCAACUGUGACAAACGUUGUUCUGCAUACUGGGUCAAACGAUGUGUCCAAACAACAGUCGGAGGUUCUGAAACGGGACUUUACUGGAUUAUUAAGCCAUGUUUCCGAAGUAACAAAGAGCCGACGGAUGGCCUGGAUUGCAGCCAUUCGAAGACCAAAUAUAACGUGUUGGCUUUAUUAAACGUUAGAUCUUUAGCUGGGAAAACAUUUUUAAUUAAUGAUUUAAUCACUGAGCACAGCCUUGAUUUUAUGUUUUUAACUGAAACUUGGUUGGACCAGAGUAACAGUGGAGCUGUUCUCAUCAAGUCAACCCCUCCCCUCCCCUAACUACAGUUUUAUCAGUGAGGCCAGGGUGAGCAGGAGAGGAGGAGGGGUUGCUGUCUUAUUUAAUGAACCAUUUCAAUGUAAGCAGCUAUCUCCUGGAAGUUUUCAGUCUUUUGAAUAUGUGGCUUUACAGCUGAAGGCCCCAUCCAAAGUUGUGUUUCUUAAUGUUUACAGGCCUCCCAAAUACUGCACAGACUUUUUUAAUGACCUCAGUGAACUGCUGUCUGUGAUCUGUGUUGAUUUCGACUGUGUAAUUAUUGUUGGGGAUUUUAACAUCCAUGUGGACAACCCUCAGGACAAAGGGACUAAAGACCUGAGUAACACUCUGGGCAACUUUGGGCUGACUCAGCAUGUAACAGAGGCCACACACAAUAGAGGACACACUCUUGACCUACUGAUCUCCAAGGGCCUGAGCAUUUCAAAGGUUACUGUGUCUGAUGUGGGCCUGUCUGAUCAUUACUGUGUUUACUUUGAAAGUAAAAUUUCAGCCCACAUAAAUAUAUCAACAGCAGUGAUCACAAAACGGUGUAUAACUGAACACAGUAGUGAGAUCUUUAACCAGGUCUUCCCAUUAACACCUGAUCUGUCCAGAGGUUCAGUCAAUGAGCUCGUCACUAGCUUCAAUGCUAAAAUGUUAAAUGUAAUGAACACUAUUGCUCCCAUUAAGGUGAAGGUUAUCUCUGGAAGUCUCCAUGGAGAAACUCCACACUGGUGAAAAAAGAGAGUGUAGGAAAGCUGAGCGCAGAUGGAGAAAAACAAACCUCCAGGUUCAUUAUGACAUCUAUAAAGAGAAACUUCACAAUUAUAAUUUACAACUGAGGAGUGCAAGGAGGUCCUACUUCUCUGACAUCAUCACCAAAAACAGUCAUAAUGCUUGGGUCUUAUUAACAGCUAAUAUGUCAUUUAGUUCUGUUUAUCAACCCUGGUGUGUGUUUUGGUUUUCAGUGCAGGAUCAAAUGUAUUUAAUGCUGCUUUUUUAGACACUGAUCUGAAAGGUAAAAGUGUGUGUAGAAGCAGCUUUGUUGGAUUUUGGUGAAACAUAGUGUGAAUCUUUUUUUCUUAAUUCGGCAUCUUUACAGGGUUUCACUGUGUGGCCUUUCUGGAAAACGUAGGCCAACUUAUGAAAUGAGAGCAUGCACCGCCCUCCAAGAACUGUCAGCUUUGCUCGUUUUAUGUCCCCGGUAAUGGACGGAAUAUUUUAUGGCUCUUAAUGUUUAGAGACAAUAGCGAGGUACUGACCUGUGUGUCUCUUUAAACUGUAGACUUUAAAUUCUAAUGCUACAUAUUAUUUAUCUUGCACUGAGUCUGCUUGGCAUAUGCUAUAUAUAAAGGCCUUUCGAAAAUGGCGUAGAGGCAGCGUUUUGAUUAAUUUAUUACAAAAUUAAUUUCUGGGAAGUUUUUAAUUUUCCUCCUGUGGCUAUAAACAGUAUCACUGGUGCAUGUUUUUUUUGUUUAUUUGUGAAACUGAGUGUGGUUGUGGACAAUUCCGACACUGCACUGUUUAAUUUGAGUUUCUCUGGGAAUUGUGAAGCUAAACUAGAGCUUACAAGUUUUGCCCCUAGGGCCAGUGCGAGGUUGUGCGACAGAUCCCAGUGUGGAAGCUGAGGGACCAGUUGGCCGGAGGAAAUACCAGGUGAUGCCUGGACUUGCGUUGGAGCCGUCUUUGCUAGGUGGGCGUUGCUUAUGCAAAAGAGAAAAGCAACAAUACAACGUGUUUCUCUGCUCAAGACACCUGCGGUCUUUUCACACAGUAAGCAUGUCUGUUAUAGCCUGCACUUUCAUAAAUGUCUGUCUGUCAGUGCUGGUUAUUCAAACAUUUCCUAUACAGCAGACCUUCCCAAAGUGUGGGGCCCGCCCCCUAGGGGGGGCGCAGAGCCAUUGCAGGGGGGGCGCGGCAUGAAAAGGAAAAAACAAAACAAAAAAACAACGGCUUGGACACUGCCAGCACGGGGCGCCUCCACAAACGCAAAGCAGGAGAUGAAGCAUCGCUGAAUAUGUUUCCAAACCAACUUCCUUCCAAGACAAAGACUAGAAAAUAUGGUGAAGCAUAUCUUCCCUUUGGUUUCACCUGCACAAGUGCCGAGGUAGGUCUCCCCUGCUUAAUUGGUUUUCCCUGCAUCGGGAGCACGCACUGAGUUGUUGAAAUCACAGACAAACAGUAUCCCACAUUCUUGAUUUUUAGUUCACAAACACUUGCUGUAAUGACUAACUACUCCUGACAUUUUGGAGAUGUUAGCUCUUUAUACAGUAAAGUUACAGUGGGAUACAAAUAAUAUCAGGCUGAUCCUGCUGUAAUUUGUCCCCCCUGUUCAAAUCAUGGACAAACAGCAUCCAACAGUUGUUUAUGUUUUUGAACCCAUUUUGCAGAGGGAUUGAAAAAUGUAUUGAUAGCAAUGUUGAAUAUUAUUACACAGAGAAAAAAACAACUACAUGUAAAAUAAUCACACCGUGACGCCUCUGCCUUUCUAAAUGGAGGGACAGUAACUGCGUGUGUGUAUGUAAGAGUGUAAAACCUGCAGAUAGUCAGAUUAACAGUAUUGUGUCUCUAUCUGCCAUUCUGCAAUUCAUCUCAUGUAAACAAUAACGUGGCGCACAGCGUGACGUGAAAAAAGGCACAUACCUUUGACGUUGCGUGAUGAACUCUGUAUUCCUCGUCCACAUGUAAACGCAAAAAAGGAGUUUUAAAAAAUCUCCGUUUUCGGUGAUUCCAAACGCCGUUUACGUGUGGAUGAAACAGCUGCGCUUUCAAAAAUACCCGUGUAGGUGUGGACGUAGCGCAAAAGAGUUAGUUUAUUUUCUUACUACCUCUAAUUUAUUGCAGAUUACUUGUAUUUGCUUAAUUGUUUACUAAAUGUUUGAGGUGUGAAAUAAACCGCAAUGGAGCAAAAUAUGGGUGUGUGUGUGGUCGGAGGAUGUGUGCGUGCGUGUGCGCAUGCGCGCGUGAGGGGCCAACAUUUUUCUUGUAAAACAAAGGGGGGCCCAGCAGAAAAAGUUUGGGAACCACUGCUAUAGAGGAUGGGCCGUUUAUAUGGAUACACUGUAAUAACAUGGGAAUGGUUGGUGAUAUUAAAGUCCUGUUUGUGGCACAUUAGUAUAUGAACUGCUCCCAACAAACAUAGAUGUUUACAUCAGCACUGUAAGUGCAAAAAGUUAACCAACUGAUUCGCACUACAACCUGGUUUGCCUCUUACUUGUAGUUAUUUUUAUUUAAUUUAAUAACUGUACAAUACUCUGUAUAUAGUAACCAUUGUCCUUAAUGUAAAUAUUUAAGAAAAAUUGUGUAUGUUUCUGUUCUGUGUCCUGUGUACUGUUUGUUUGUAUAUGUGUCUUUUUGCUGCUGUUACAACCAAAUUUCCCCUUGUGGGACAAUUAAAGGAUUAUUCUAUUCUAUUCUAUGUGAGGGGGCAAACUCCUCAAGAUGGGUGGUGACUAGGGCUGGGCCAUAUCAUACCGUUCACGGUAAUACCGGUAUAAUGUUGGGCAACGAUAAGAAAAUGAAAUAUGGCGAUCGAAUAUGGGUAAAACGCGCAUGCGUAGUGCCUUUGUUUUCAUACGCACAUGGCGUAAAAAGUAUGACGGAGAAUGAGAAGGGCGAAAGCGGAUCGUUGAAUGAAACAGAUGAACCAGAAGUGGUUUGUAAAAAUGCUGCAACUUCAGUGGUGUGGAACUGAUUUAGCUUUCGUCCGUCAGAUACACAGCAAAGCACUAUUUUUGGUAGAGCAUGCUAGCGGGCCGUCGUUAUUACCGUGUUUUUUGGAAAAUACGGCACACUUAAAAUCAAUCCUUUGAUUUCUCUGAAAAUCGACAGUGCCCCUUAUAAUCCCGUGUGCCUUAUGUAUGAAUUCUGGUUGUGUUUACUGACAUCAAAACGAUUUUAUGUGGUACAGGGCGCUCGAAAAUCUGUCAAAUGUUUUAGUACGACUUUGCUAAGCUACGAAGCCGCACCGCUUGAUGGAUUGUCGGAGCAUUACGGCUAUCGUAGGCAGGAGCCUCGUGGAGUGAUACGUACUGUGCUUCAACAUAAUAUUACCGUAUUGUGUGUGUAUAACCUCUUUUUAAGUUUUGUGGAUGUUAUACAUGGUUAUACUGAGGAUAUGUCGGCCAGUUUCCACUGGAAAUGCCUUUUGGUUAAACUGUCAGCAAGGAAUUUGCAUUUGCACUGUUAAAUUUUUAUGUAACUUUAAUGCACAUAAAAAACAGCUGCUUGUUUAAGUGAAAAUACAUUGAUGGGGUUUUUUGCACUAAUAAAGUUGUGGAGUUGUAAAGUAUUUUGUCUAGUGUCAAGUAUAUCAUCAGUUAUAUCGUUAUCGCAAAUUUUCAAAUGUAUAUCGUGAUAAAUAUUUUUGGUCAUAUCACCCUGCUCUAGUGGUGACCAUGGUGGCCAUUUAGAAGUCGGCCAUCUUGGAUACAGCUUUUGUUUUUUCAAUAGGAAGAGGGCCAUGUGACACAUCAGACUUAUUGGUAAUGUCACAAGAAAAACAAUGGUUUGGUUUCAACGUAACUUUAUUCUUUCAUGACUUAAUAACAAGUUUCUCUUUGUUCACAGCCAUUGACCUGUCGAAGAAGUUGACACAUGAGGAACCGAUCGAAAUCGUGUUGAUAUCUGGUGCUCUCCAGACGGAACAAAUAAAAUCAGACUGACCCUGCCGCAAUUUGUUCUCCUGUCUAAAUCAUGGUCAAACGUGGUUUGAGAACGUUUUAUGUUGAGCGUUAAUAUGAAUCGAGUUUUAACAGACGUCUUUUUCCUGUUAUCAGGCAAAGCGUCUUCGGUGUGUUGAAAUUAGCCUGUCCGAUACCAUGUGAGAACAAUUAAUGUAGCAUUUUCUGUUGUAACCCACAAACUGAACGUAAUGUACCGACACUCACUUACUGUUUCACAUAAGUAAAACAUCGCAGUAAUGCCCUACAUUAAAUCUAACUGAAUUGCAAAAUAAAGAUCUGUUUGAUGUCACAGGGGGACUGGCAUUGGGAGAAGAGUCGGGCGGAGGAACAGCUCAGCACUGCAGUUACAGGGCUUAGAGGGAACAUGUUCUGCCCGGUGGUGUAGGGUCCUGAUUACUCCAAGUUUGUGUUCCAGAGGGUGGUGGGAGUCAAAGAGGAGGUACUGGUCCGUGAGAGAUGUGGGAAAGCAGGCCAAAACCUCAACACAUUGAGGACAUCAGCAAAAAACAGCCAACGCCGGCAAGCACAGAUCCAGUUGUUGUCCCUUUGACCACUAUGAAGCAGCCCAGAAGACGCCAGUGCAUCGAUAGUGGGAACAGAAGCUUUACCUGUGAUCAGUGUGGAAAGUCUUUCACUCGGAGUAGCAGCUUGAAAGUACAUCAGCUCAUCCAUACUGGAGUCAAAGCAUUCAGCUGUGAUCAGUGUGGAAAGUCUUUUAAUCGACUUGGUCCCUUAAAAACUCAUCAGGUCAUUCAUACUGGUAUUAAGGCAUUCAGCUGUGAUCAGUGUGGAAAGUCUUUUGCUCUGAGUAGCAACUUAAAAAGACAUCAGCUCAUUCAUACUGGUGUCAAAGCAUUCAGCUGUAAACUGUGUGGAAAGUCUUUUACUCUGAGUAGCAACUUAAAAGUACAUCAGCUCAUCCAUGCUGGAGUCAAAGCAUUCAGCUGUGAUCAAUGUGGAAAGUCCUUUAAUCGCCCUGAUCACUUAAAAGCGCAUCAGGUCAUUCAUACUGGUGCCAAGGCAUUCAGCUGUGAUCAGUGUGGAAAGUCUUUUACUCAGAAAAGCGACUUAAAAACACAUCAGCUCAUCCACAGUGGAGUUAAAGAAUUCAGCUGUAACCAGUGUGGAAAGUCUUUUACUCAGAAAAGGUACUUAAAAACACAUCAGGUCAUCCACAGUGGAGUUAAAUCAUUUGUUUGUAGUCAGUGUGGAAAAGCGUUUACUCAGAUUGGUAACUUAAGAAGACAUCAAGUCAUGCAUGCUGGAGUUAAAUCAUUUGUUUGUGGUCAGUGUGGAAAAGCUUUUACUCAGAUUGGCCACUUAAGAAGACAUCAAGUCAUCCAUGCUGGAGUUAAAUCAUUUGUUUGUGGUCAGUGUGGAAAGGGUUUUACUCAGAUUGGCCACAUAAAAACACAUCAGCUCAUCCAUGCUGGGGUCAAAGCAUUCAGCUGUGAUCAGUGUGGAAAGUCCUUUACUCAGAUUGGUCACUUAAAAAGACAUCAAUUCAUCCACAGUGGAGUUAAAGCAUUUGUUUGUGGUCAGUGUGGAAAAGCUUUUGCUCACAGUUACAGGUUAAAAGUACAUCUGCUCACCCACAGUGGAGUUAAACCUUUCAGUUGUGAUCAGUGUGGAAAGUCAUUUACUCUGAUUGGUCACUUAAAAAUGCAUCAGCUCAUCCACAGUGGAGUUAAAGCAUUUGUUUGUGGUCAGUGUGGAAAGGCUUUUGCUCACAGUUACAGCUUAAAAGUCCAUGAGCUCAUCCACCCAGGAGCUAAACAUUUCAGCUGUGAUCACUGUGGAAAGUCGUUUGCACGGCUUGGUUACUUAAAAGCACAUCAGGUCAUUCAUACUGGUGUCAAGGCAUUCAACUGUGAUCAGUGUGGAAAGUCCUUUAAUCAGAAAAGAGACUUGAAACAACAUGAGCUAAUCCACAGUGGAGUUAAAGCAUUUGUUUGUGGUCAGUGUGGAAAGACUUUUACUCAGAGUAGCACUUUAAAACAACAUCAGCUCGUCCAUACUGGAGUCAAGACAUUCGGCUGUGAUCAGUGUGGAAGGUUUUUCACUCGGAGUAGCAACUUAAAACAGCAUCAGCUCGUCCAUACUGGAGUCAAGACAUUCGGCUGUGAUCAGUGUGGAAGGUCUUUCACUCGGAGUAGCAGCUUAAAACAACAUCAGCUCGUCCAUACUGGAGUCAAGGCAUUCGACUGUGCUCAGUGUGGAAAGUCUUUUGCUAGGUUUCAUCAUCUAAAAAAUCAUCAGCUCAUCCACACUAAAGUUAUUCCACUGAAAUAUGAGCAGUGUGAAGUCUUUGAUCCAUAACACAAACCUAUUGAGUCAUCAGCAAACCCACAAAGUGUCCUGCUGUGACAAAAGUGGCAGACUAAUGGGACAUUAUCCUGACAAAGUUCAUUUGAACACAGCUAGAAACUCGAGGGAUCUGAACCAAAGCUCUUCUGCUGGGUCAAUCUUAAUCAGGCUUUACAGAAUUCAGCUUUAAUCUCCUGUUCAGUGUUACUGUGUGGAAGUCCAUUAAAUCAGUUAUGACCUCAUAAGUGUUGCAUAUUCAUUUCACUUUUAUUUAUAUAGCGUCAGAUCACAACAAAAGUUGCCUCAAUGCACUACAGUAGAUACAGAAAAAAAACCCAACAAUCAUAUGACUCCCUGGGAACAAGCACUUUGGCGAGGGGGGGAAGGAAAAACUCCCUUUUAACAGGAAGAAACC